AUGGUCAUUGGCCUGAACCAUCACACCGCACCCGUCGAGGUGCGAGAAUCGCUGUCGUGGAACAGGGACCAAUCCCACGAGCUCCUGCAAGCAAUGUCCAGCAACGGCGUCCCAGGCGUUCCCCUGUCCACCUGCAACCGGUCGGAAUUCUACUUCCUCGAGACCGGCCCGGAUGACGGCCGUAUCCUCAGGGAACUUCUAGUCAAGCACUUCGGGGUGUCUCAAGAGCACCUUGGCAAGUACCUGUACGAAUACCGCGGAUUCGAUGCCAUACAACAUCUAUUCCGUGUUGCCUCUGGACUGGACUCGAUGAUUCUUGGCGAGGACCAGAUCAUUGGGCAGGUCCGCCAGGCGUACCGGCUGGCCAGCGAACAGAGCGCCGUGCCUGGCCUGCUGGCGCGGUUGUUUCAACAGUCCUCCCGCGUUGGACGCAGGGUGCGCCGGGACAGCGGCAUUGGACGCCAUCCGCUGUCGGUGAGCCGGGCAUGCGUGGACCUCGCCGGGCUGGUGGUCGGCGAUAUCAGCGGCAGUUGCGUGCUGGUAGUUGGUGCCGGAGAGGCGGGAGAGACCGCUGCCGAGGCGCUGAGUUACGCCGGCGCUCGGAACGUCACGGUGGUCAACCGUACGUACUCCCGCGCUGCGGAGCUGGCGGGCCGCCUCUCGGGUCGAGCGAUGGCUUUCGAUCAACUGCCCCAGGCGUUGGCUGGUUCGGACAUUGUCAUUGGGUGUACAGGCUCGCCCGGUUACGUUCUCCCGGCCAGCAUGAUCAGCGAAACGAUGGCAGCCCGCCCCGAGCGGCCCCUGUUUCUAAUUGACAUCGCGGUUCCUCGCGACAUCGACCCGGAGGCGGGUCGGCUUCGCAACGUUUCCCUCUGCGAUAUUGACGACCUGGAGUCGGUUUCGAACACCGGUCGUCGGGAGCGGGAGGCGGUGGCGGCCGAGGCCCUGGCCUCGGAGGAAGCGUGGCAAUUCGAGCAGUGGCGGCGCGGACUGGAAUCGCUGCCCCCGGUAAUCGACCUUCGUCGCCGCGCGGAGGACUUGCGCAGGGCAGAGCUGAAUCGCACUCUGAAGCGGCUCAACGGCAAGCUCACCGACGAAGAGCGAGCCUCGCUGGAUGCUAUGACCCGCGCCAUCGUCAACAAGCUGCUGCAUUCGCCUACUGUCUACCCUGAAGGACCAGGCCCCCUCCCAGGGACGUCAGGCAGCCGAGAACAUCUUCGGCGUAUCCACUCCUUUGGAAGGAAACUGAUUCCGCUCGGCCUUUAG
Geodia barretti is the source of this 1266-nucleotide messenger RNA. The record is from the annotation of a GenBank genome assembly. NCBI's taxonomy places the organism in Eukaryota, Metazoa, Porifera, Demospongiae, Tetractinellida, Geodiidae.